Messenger RNA from Klebsormidium nitens, 1617 nucleotides. The record is from the annotation of a GenBank genome assembly. Lineage: Eukaryota; Viridiplantae; Streptophyta; Klebsormidiophyceae; Klebsormidiales; Klebsormidiaceae.
AUGCAGGCAGAGCAGGCACGAGGCGGUGCACCAUCAGAUGAGGAUGAUGAGGCCCGUCGCAUGCGGCGCUGUUUGGCCUUGUGCCGAGUGGGUGAGCUCAGUAGAGCAGCUCGUGUCCUGGAUCCAGCACAUAUGGCCCCCGACUCGGAGGCCACAUUGCAGGUCCUUAGAGAUCUGCAUCCUGAGGCCCCCUCGGUUCUGCCUGACUGGCUCCCUGAUUUCCACCCAGAUGACGCUUUCCAGUUGGAUCCCGACGCAGUGCGCCGUGCUUUGGAGGGAGCCUCGCGUCUAUUGGCAGGAGGGCUUUCGGGGAUGAUUUACGAGUUGUAUCGUGAUAUUCUGCUCGAGCACCCCGCCACUUUCCUGCCAUUCUUUGCAGUCUGCAGCCAUAUGGCACGUGGAGAGGUGCCCCCACGAGCUCAGGCAGCUCUCAGCUCGUGUCGUCUCCUGGCGUUAGCCAAGGCGGUCCCUGAUGGUCCUGAUGGCGUGCGGCCCAUUGCCAUUGCAGAGGUUUUCCAGCGCCUUGUCUCUCGAUCCAUUGCCUUGCAGAUGCGAGAUGCCUUUCAGCAGUUCUUUUCCCCCCUACAGUUUGCAGUUUCCACCCCUGGAGGCUGCGAGUCCAUUAUCGCAGGGAUCAGGGCGCUGCUGGACGCAGACCCGGAGUUGCUGGUCAUGCAGGUGGAUCUGGCCAACGCGUUCAACGAGGUUGACCGGACGGCCAUCUUUGAGGAGCUCAGGGCCCACUUCCCCGCGCUGAUCCCCUUCACCCUGACCACCGAUGUGGAUACUGGAGGGCUGCCUUUCCAGGCCGCUUUGCGCGCCGCUAGGGACGUCCUGCCCGCCUCAGCCCGACAGCUGCUACCACCCUUCCACCAGCUUGGGCUUCAGGCGGUUCCGGACGUUCAGGAGCGGCUCAUGAGGGCGAUUGAGAUGGAAAGAGCGGAGGCUCUGAGGGAGAGCUUGGGGGAUUCGGCUGGUCGGGCGCGCCUUCUUUCACAGACGGCACCUGGAGCGGGGGCAUUCCUCACGGCCGUGCCUCUCAUGCAGUCGCUCAGGUUUACUCACGAGUGCUUCCGGACGGCGCUGCGCACACGGCUAGGGCUUCUCCAUCCGGCCAUUGCGGGGGUUCGGAGGUGCGAGUGUGGGGAGGAGCUGCAGGAGGGGGUUCUAGCGGGGCAGCAUCUCAUGCGCUGCGGGCGGGGUGGAGAGCGGACCCUCACCCACGACGGCAUCCGGGAUGUCGUGUUUGUCAUUCUUCGGGAGGCGGGGCUCAGUGUGAGGAGAGAGGCGAGGGGCAUCUUUCCUUUGAGGGGCGAUGAGACGGAGGGGAGGGUGAUGGAUCUAGUUGCUGCAAAUCCGCGGGGGGGGCCGCGGUUGCUUGUGGACGUGACGGUGGCAGAUCCACUGCAGGCGCCCGUCACGGCAGCGGCAGUCGAGAGGGGGCACGCUGCACGAGCUGCAGAGGCCGUCAAGACGGCCAAGUACUCCGACCACUCGCCUGAUGACUCCCUCAUUCCGGCGGCGAUCGAGACCUUUGGUUGCCUUGGUGGCCAGUUCGAUAGCCUCCUUUGUAUGUGUGCACAGCGCGCGGCGGCCCUGAGAGUCGGUGAUGAGAGC